Molecule: messenger RNA, 1863 nt
Organism: Scleropages formosus (Asian bonytongue)
Lineage: Eukaryota; Metazoa; Chordata; Actinopteri; Osteoglossiformes; Osteoglossidae
Product: apoptosis regulator BAX-like
Exons: 6
Coding region: 46-627 (193 amino acids)
Biological process (GO): intrinsic apoptotic signaling pathway in response to DNA damage; mitochondrial fusion; extrinsic apoptotic signaling pathway in absence of ligand
Cellular component (GO): mitochondrial outer membrane
Molecular function (GO): BH domain binding; channel activity
Source: RefSeq, a predicted model, not a curated record
GGAAGCGCAUGAAGCACGUUUCAAGACUGCUUUCAGUUUAAUGACAUGGCCGAGUCGACAGAAGGAAAUAGCAGAGGUAAUGUCAGCGAUCUCAUUUUAGAGACUGGAGCAGUUUUGCUCAAAGACUUUAUCGCUGAUCGGGUGCGUCGCCACUGUGGUGAAGAUUUAAAUAUCACUCAUUUGCAACUGGGGGGAGGUGAGCUGUGCAACCCCACCCACAAAGAAUUGGCACAGUGCCUUAAACGGAUAGGCGAUGACCUGGACAACAAUACAGAACUGCAGAGAAUGAUCGAUGACCCGAACCUCAAGGCUACCAAGGACGUGUUCAUCCAAAUAGCUUGUCAGAUUUUCUCCGAUGGCAAGUACAGCUGGGGUCGUGUGGUGGCGCUCUUCUACUUUGCUUGCAGGCUGGUCGUGAAAGCACUUCUCCAGAAAGUCCCUGAUAUAAUCCAAGCCAUAAUCACCUGGACCAUCAACUUCUUGCGGGACCAUGUGGUCAGUUGGAUCAGAGAGCGCGGUGGCUGGGAGGACAUCCGGUCAUACUUUGGGACGCCCACCUGGCAGAUGGUUGGCAUCUUCCUGGCAGGUGUCAUCACUGCCCUCCUGGUCAUUCACAAAAUGGGAUAAGAAAGGAGAGAGGAGUCUGGUCACAAAGAGUCCACUUCGAGGGGAAAGUUGGACCAGACAAAGCUUGGUUUUGUCACUCAUGUCAUACACACAUGUCCAGAUGUCAAGCGUAAAAUACGGUAGAGGCAAUGAGGUAUGACGGGCUUCCGAGUCCUGGGAGAAUUCGGGAAGGCUGGAUUGCGACAUAUCGUGAAGGUUGGGAGUUCAUUUUAUCACUUGUUAAGAUCAAAUCUAAGCAGGACCGAUUUAUUUCACACCACGUCGUCCUUUAUCCUUUCAAGCUACCAUACCUUUCUACCUCAGCACCAUACAAGUGCACUAUGUGUAAGUGACAAAUGAAACGCCUUGUGUACGUGCAGCAGGUUUUUUUUUUUUUUUUUUCUUUAAAAAAAAAAAAAUGAAUAUUUGGUGUCUUGUAUUACAUAUCUGACUUUCCGUUAUAGGUAUGUUAUUGCAGUUGCACAGUUUGGUACUUGGUGUAGCACAUAUCAAGAUACCGGGAGCUCGUUGCGUCACUUCACAUUUACAUCUAUUCAUUUAGCAGACACUUUUCUCAAGUGAUAUACAUUUCAUAGAAAAUACAAUUUGUGCAUUACCUUAAUUUGCUAUACCUUUGGAUUCUUAAACGAAAUUGUGGUGCAACGUGUAUUUGUUGCUCAUUAAUUUCUUUGUGAAACUUAGUUUCACUCAAACUUUUGUUGUCAGCGCAUGGAUAGGACAAGCCGAAUUUAAUUAAUCUUGUAAAUUGAACAAAUUAGUCCUUAAAACCCAAAGUAGAGCAGUGUUUUGAAUAUUUAAGAUUUUGACAAUUUUCUAAUGAAUAAAAAAAGCUAAUUGGUUGCUGUUUUAUACUCUCCCAAAAUUUAACCAAUUUAAUUUGACUAUGCAUUGAUGUCAAUAUAUAGUACUUGAAUAAGUGCAGUGUAGAUGUAUGAAGCCGAACUUGAAAUAAGUGCUGAGGAACUGCAAUAAAGGUGCGUGUAGAUAUUUGAUUUAUUUAUGUGGGGGCUGGGGUUCAUCAAUGGGGCUAAGUUUAUUCAAAUGUCGGAGCUGUAUAUGGAUUUUUUUUUUUUUUUUUUUUUUUUUUGAUGAGUGAAAGGAUAUGAACAAAUAUGUUGCAUUGUUGUGUAAAAAAUGACAAAUUGUUUUAUAUGCACUUAGUGCAAGUUCAGUUUUUUUUUUUUUUGGUCUGGUUGUAUUUCUGGAAUUGUCACCUGGAUUGUCCUUCACAGUUUA